CAGUCAAACAAAGAUGGCAGACGGCGACGGAUCAGACGGCCACCGCAAGCAAUGGGCCGCUGCCAGGAAAAGACCUGGACGCUUCUGCUUCUGCUACUAGCCUCCACUCAUGUCACCAUCUCCAAAGAAACCGCCAAAGAGCCAGAAAGUCAAGCCGUAGCCGAAAAAGUAGCCGACACAAAAAUGCUAACGGGAGACAGCAGUAAUGAACUCGUGGCCUUAGAGACUGGCUAUGGUGGGCACGGUGGGCACGGGGGCCAUGGUGGUUAUGGCGGCUAUGGCGGACACCACGGAGGACACGGACACGGACAUUCGGGACACGGCUAUGGGCACGGCGGCUACGGACACGGAAACCGGCACUACGGCGGACACGACGCCGGACAUUAUGGAGGGCACGGCCAUCAUGGAAGUAGAGGGUACGGCGGGCACGGAAGCGGGCACUACGGCGGACACAGGAACCACGGAUCGUACGGCGGCCACGGACAGAGGCACGGACACUGGAAGCACCACGGACAGCACUGGAAGGACCGCGGGUGGGGCCACGAGCGCAAGUGGGGCUGGGACAAGGGAGGCGGAAGCCACGGCGGCUACGGUGGACACGGCCAGAGCCACGGACACUGGGGUCAUCACGGAAACCAGGGACACUACGGGGGCCACAAGCACGGACACCACGGCCACGACCACUACGGCGGACACGGGCACUACGGCGGACACAAGAGGGGACACUACGGGGGAUCGCACCACGGACAUGGUCAUCACGGUCACGGGCACGGGCACAGGGGAUAUGGGCACGGGCACUACGGUGGACAUCGCGGACAUCACGGGCAUCAUGGACAUCACGGCGGAGGCUACGGCGGCUAGUAUCUUCUCUUUGGAAAUGGGGUCAUCUCACGGAAGACGGGCGAAUCUCCUCACCGAGUCAAACAACAUCACACUUCGGCAAACAAAAGAAAAAAGAAAGAUGGGGAACAAGAUAUAAAAAUAAGAGAAGUCACGCUUUGUCUAAUUUAUACGGGGUAAUUCCAAACGUGCCCCGCUCUCCAUCCUUAUUAACAAUAAAAAAUAUUAAAAACAUUCUUCCUUACACCCAGUCUAACUAUUUCUUAGUCAUGUAAACCCCCCUCUUCCGCACACUUCAUUACCAACGUGUCGACAAGGGAGCGAGCCAUCUACGUCCACGGUACACAAGCCGGAGAAACGGGUGCAUAUAU
Ixodes scapularis (black-legged tick) is the source of this 1211-nucleotide messenger RNA. RefSeq names its product cold and drought-regulated protein CORA-like. The record is from RefSeq and is a predicted model, not a curated record. The transcript has 3 exons. The coding region runs from base 52 to 861 and encodes 269 amino acids. Lineage: Eukaryota; Metazoa; Arthropoda; Arachnida; Ixodida; Ixodidae.